AUGUAUUGUUUACAAUGGAUGAUACCAGUUUUAUUAAUACCAAAGCCUGUGAAUCCUGCUCUGCUUCAUACGCAUGUUAUGUUCAUGAUAUUAUACAUAACAGGAUUUUUUCUUGAAAGAAAACCCUGCACAAUGUGUAGUGUUGUAUUUUUGGCCGCUGUAUUUUUGAUUUGUUAUAGCGGUUGGGGUAAUUGUUUGUUUUGGAACAACGACUGUGAUUCCGUACGUUGUGAAAAUGGGUGA
This is a messenger RNA of Pediculus humanus corporis (human body louse), 243 nucleotides long. Its product is annotated as Bladder cancer-associated protein, putative. The record is from RefSeq and is a predicted model, not a curated record. The transcript has a single exon. The coding region runs from base 1 to 243 and encodes 80 amino acids. Lineage: Eukaryota; Metazoa; Arthropoda; Insecta; Psocodea; Pediculidae.